Molecule: messenger RNA, 2217 nt
Organism: Metarhizium acridum CQMa 102
Lineage: Eukaryota; Fungi; Ascomycota; Sordariomycetes; Hypocreales; Clavicipitaceae
Biological process (GO): negative regulation of G2/M transition of mitotic cell cycle
Cellular component (GO): cell division site
Molecular function (GO): protein binding
Source: RefSeq, a predicted model, not a curated record
AUGCCGAAACGCCCGGACUUUCUUGACCUGCGGGCGGAUUCGCACUCUUCUGCCAUGUCGUCGAGCUCCAGGCCUUUGCGAUCCCCGCGCAUGCACGUCGCUGGUGAAGCGCCGCCAGAGCUGUCUCCCCUCGAUGCAUUUGCCCUUCAGAGUCGCCUGCUGGCCAAGCAGCUGCAGGAAAGCAACAGGGAUGGAAACAGGAUGAGCAGAUUACCCCCCCUUACUGUUGAAUCGCCUUUGAUUGUCCAAGGCCGAUCAGAGUACUUCCGUUCAAUGUCAGCAGAAUCUGUAUCGGAUCCUGAAUCUCCGGAACCCUCCUCUGGCUUUGGCCUCAAAACCGAAAUCGAGGAUGCAUUUGCAAACGAGGAACGGCCCAAGUCGAUGCACCCACGCAUGAGCCAGAUACCGCCUACCCCCGACGUUGACGUACCGGCCUUGCCUGGAUCAUUUCCAUAUAUUCUACGGGGACGACAAAUGUACCCCGUCCAGGAACGUGGACAUGUCUUUGGUGCUCGCCAAGAGCGUUCACCAUCACCGAUCCGGAGUGAUAGCCAGUCCCAACAUGAAAAGCACUCUGAGCCAUCACCCGCUUGCAAGGACAAUAGCUCACAAUCCACUUCUUCACGGAACGCACCUGUUUCUACAGGGUCUCCAGAGAGAAUGAAGCAAGGCCGCUUUGAUGAACUGGGUCUUGUGCCACCGCCCUCCCUCUUCCCCAGACGCUCAUCAAGCAUCCUCUCCUCCCCUGUCCUUGAAGACGACGAGAACUCGAGCAAUAUGGGCAGUUCGUUCCAUUCCUUGCCACGUAAACUCUCCUCCGGCAGUGCUGCUCUGGCGAGUUCUGUGCAUUCCCCUGCCUUGAGCUCAUCCUUUAAGAGGUCGCCGUCCGCUGCAUCUGAUUCAUCCCCCCUUCCACGGCCGUCUUUCAACUUCUCGCGACCGCUUAGUAGAGCUGGCACACCUGGGUUCGACGCACCGACCCGUCAGGCUUCAUCAGACAGCCAGCCAUCAUUCAUUCUGGCUGAUGAUACUGCGCACACUCCUGUUAGCAUGCAUAGCGAGGCUUUUAUGGAUCAGCAGACGGAUGACGGUAAAGGUGCUGCUCCAUCGUACAUUCAUUCCAAAUUUUCUCUUCCAAGAGGCAAAGCGCUUCAAAGACAAGAGCCAAAUGAGAUCACUUCGGAACAGCCCAUGGAAUCAUCCAGCAAUGCCCAACGUUAUCCCAAUGGCGCACCUCCAUCGCCUCCUACUCGGCCUUCUAGUUCAUCCGCUAGAACGGUUCCUGACGAUGCGAUUAGCACGGUGAGUGGUAUAACUAGGCCGUCCAUGGAUGUUGGUAAAGUAAGCAUGGAGAGCUCGAGACUCGCAGCUACUGGUGCAUCGUCAUUUCCUCCACGGCUAUCAGUUGACGCGCUUCGGAAGCCUGAGGAUGGUUCAAGAGGACGAGCCCUCACAUCAGCGCUGCAUGAGCAAUCCCGGGGCAGGACACCAGCCUCUACAAACACAAGCGAUUCUGCCAGCACAAUUCGGCCGCCACCUACGUCUAGAUCCUUGGCUCCAACGGCCUCCGAAAUGUCGGCAGAAGAACAUUUGGCCAAGGGCAUUGAGUGUCAUGAGAAGGGCUCCUUGAAUGAGUCGACAUACCAUCUCAGACUAGCUGCAAGACAGAAUUUGCCAACUGCCAUGUUGCUAUAUGCCCUUGCAUGCCGACAUGGUUGGGGUAUGCGAGCUAAUCAACGAGAAGGUGUCGAAUGGUUGAGAAAGGCAGCUGAGCAUGCCAGCAUCGAAAUCGCGGAUGACGAAGAUCAAGUGAAAGAGGGCCGUGCUGCCCCAGCUGCUGUGGCCGAGAGGCGGGCGCGCAAAGCCCAGUUUGCUUUGAGCAUUUACGAGCUGGGUGUCUCUCAUAUGAAUGGAUGGGGCAUCGAACAAGACAAAUCUCUUGCCCUGCGAUGCUUUGAGAUUGCUGGAACUUGGGGUGAUGUCGACGCCCUUGCAGAAGCAGGAUUCUGCUAUGCUCAAGGCAUUGGAUGCAAGAAGAACCUGAAGAAGAGCGCCAAGUUUUACCGCAUGGCUGAAGCAAAAGGAAUGAGCAUGGUGGGAAAUAGCUGGAUCCACAAAGCCAAAUACAAUGACGACGACGAGCCGUCACCAAGCAGGGACAGGAAUAAGACGCGCAGCAAAUCCCGUACACGCACCAUGUUUGGCCUCAAGUCUUGA